Molecule: messenger RNA, 1734 nt
Organism: Lepidothrix coronata (blue-crowned manakin)
Lineage: Eukaryota; Metazoa; Chordata; Aves; Passeriformes; Pipridae
Gene: OLAH
Product: oleoyl-ACP hydrolase
Exons: 10
Coding region: 494-1504 (336 amino acids)
Biological process (GO): lipid biosynthetic process
Source: RefSeq, a predicted model, not a curated record
GGGCGGGGCGGGCGCAGGGGUGGGAGCAGAGAGCGGCCUGACCGCCUCCUGCGCUCCGGGGCCCUGGGGUGGGGUGUGAAUAAAAGAACAAUUUUAAGUUGGCAGGAGCUGUUGACUUCCUCGAAGGAAGGGAGGCCCUGCAGAGAGACCUCGACAAAUCGGAGGGUUGGGCAGUCUGCAACCGUGUGAAGCUUAACAUGGGCAAGUGCCGGAUUCUGCACCUGGGAUGAGGAAACCCUGGUUCUGAGUAUAGACUGGGGAACGAGAGGCUGGAGACCUGGGGAUCCUGGUCGAUGGCAAGUUGAACGUGAGUCAGCAGUGCCCUGGCAGCCAGGAGGGUCACCCGUGUCCUGAGGGCAUCAGCAGCAGCUUUUAGAUGUUAGCAAUGACAUUCACCUUUUUGGAAUAUAAUCUGCUAAAAAUGUAGCCAUGAGUUAUAUGUUGCUGGGAAAAAUAUGACCAGUGGAGAAAAAAAGAUCUAUAUGUGCUCAAAAUGCGUCUCAUUAAAUCACUAUUGGUGAAUUGCAACUCCCCAAGCAAUGUUUCUGUUCUUAAACAAGAAUUACCUUGUCCAAAAGAGACUGAAAAUUGCCAUAAAACAGCAGCUAAGAAAGCUUUAAAUGAGGAACUUCUGAGGAGCAUUCAAGAGUCUGAGAGGGAGAUUAAUCAGUGGAGCCAUAGUCUGCCAUCUGUGACACAUGGAAGCCAACUCGGCAUGGCCACUACGGAGUUUUUAGGAAUGGAGAAGCUGAUUGUUUGUGUGCACAAAAGGCAAAAUGCUCUCUGUAGGCUGAUUUGCUUUCCGUGGGCUGGAGGUGGAACUUCUCUACUUGCUCAGUGGGGCAAACGGUUAAGCAACUCAAUUGAAGUGUUCUGUGUAAGGUAUCCUGGAAGAGAAACUCGUCUUAAUGAACCUUUUGCAAAAGACAUGACAAGCAUGGUUAAUGAAGUUACAAGUGUUUUGUUAAAAGAACUUCAAGAAAAACCAUUUGCAUUUUUUGGUCACAGUUUUGGAGCUUACCUGAGUUUUGCAGUGGCACUACAUUUGAAAGAAAAGUAUGGACUAGAGCCGGUCCAUCUUUUUGUGUCAGGGGCACAUGCCCCAAAUUCUGAAGCAAUUCUUCCAAUCAAAAGCAUUUCUGUAUCUGAUGCAAAAGAUGAAGAAGUUUUUGAAUAUCUACAAACUGUAGGAGGAACUCCUUCUGUGCUUCUGCAUAACGAAGACGUUAGGAAAAAUCUGCUGCUUACUUUUAAAGAAGACUUUAGAGUGUUUCAGACAUUUUCUUUUGAGAAGGCAGAAAUGGAUAUCCCCUUCUCUUGUGAUAUUACCUGCUUUAAUGGGGGUGAUGAUAAACCAUAUGAUUUACAAGGUUGGCAAGAACUAACAAGCGGAGAUACAUCCUUUUAUGAGCUUCCUGGAGGUCACUUUUAUCUGCUAGAACCCUCUAAUGAAAUUUUCUUGACAAAACACAUAACAAGAUGCAUAGAAAAUGCCGGUCUGUGACUAUUUCCCUCAAUUUUAAUAGCAGAAGAUGUAAUAUUAGUCCACAGCACUUCAUAAGUCAUUAUUUCUGCAUGCAGUUAUGCCUGAGUUGUUCUGUUUGUCCUCUGUAAUCCUUUAAAAGGGGAGUUUCAUGGGUUUUUCUGAAAAUAAACAUUGGCUUUGUCUUAAAAAAACAGGUUUCAUCUUUUCCCUCUUCUCAUCUUGCAUGUGCACAAACUCUUCACUUCAUU